AUGGAGGAGCCUGAUAUGCGACAACAGAAGCUGGACAACCAGAGAACCCUUCUGAUGAAAAAGCAGCAAAAGAAGAGGGCUGAUUCUCAAAUGAUGGUAGCCAAUCGGGAUGCCCGCCAAAAGAAUCGAAAGCACAAAGCUGCCCUCUCCGAUGAGACGCCUCUGUUGAUCAGCCAGUCCCUGAGCAACACUUCACUGAGUGAUCAAGUGGAACAUGCCCAUGAUAACCCACUGGACGAGAUCACACUGGGUGAAUACGACAUGACAGAGAGCGUGGCGUUCGAUGAGAUGCCUUCAGAGAAGCCUGCCACUCCCAAGAAGAUGAACUUGGAGAUUGACAACGAGCCUGAGGUGAAGUGUGAGGAAGAGAAUGAAGCUCACGCGGAAGGAAAAAAAACGAAGAAGAAAGAGGGCAAAAAAGAAAAAGCCAAACAGGUGGAACAGACAGAGGAAAAGGAGAAAGAAAAGGACAAAGACAAGGAGAAAAAGGAGAAAAAAACAAAGAAGAAAGACAAAGUGAAAGAUCCUGGAGAUGCAGAGAAGACAAACAAGACGACCAAACAAGAGCGCAAAAAGAAGCAUUUACAGGAGGCUUCAACCCCUGAUACAGAGCCAGCGAUGGAGGCGGCAAGCCCUAAGAAGAAUAAAGAAGAUGGGAGUGAGGAUGAAGGGGAGGAAGAUGAGCCCCAGAAGCCUGUUCCUCAGUCACCUAAGAGGAAAAAACAGCUGGACACAUCCAGGUGCCAAAUAAGUGACGAGAGCAAAGACGACGAACACCAGGAGAAGGAGAAAAAAGACAAAAAGUCGAACAAAGCAGAGAAAACGACGCCGAGUCUGGCUUCACUUAACUCCAACUACAGAGAGCGCUCGACUUCAGGGAGUGAAUCCAAUGAAAGAACAACUUCUCCAAUUUCAGUGGAGGAUCUGGAGAAGUUCGCUUUGCGUCCCGCUCCCAGAGACGUGACGAUCCAGUGCAGAGUCACCAGGGACAGGAGAGGCGUGGAGAAGGGCAUCUACCCAACGUACUACCUCCACAUGGAGAAAGAGGACGGCAAAAGGGUGUUUCUAAUGGCAGGCAGAAAAAGGAAGAAGUGCAAAACAUCCAACUAUCUCAUCUCCACUGACCCCACAAAUCUGUCCAGAGACACAAACGGCUACAUUGGAAAACUCAGGUCCAAUGUUCUGGGUACAAAGUUCACAGUCUACGAUGGAGGUGAAAACCCAGAGAAAAAACCUUUCAUCAAAGAGUGCGAAUCAGUGCGGCAGGAACUGGCAGCGAUUUGCUAUGAAACCAAUGUGCUGGGUUUCAAAGGUCCCAGGAAAAUGACAGUGAUCAUCCCUGGCAUGCUGGAGAACGAUGAAAGAGUGGACAUCCAUCCCAAAAAUGAACUUGACACUCUGCUGGCCCGCCAUGCAAACGGCAACACAGACAAACUGGUCACAAUGGUGAACAAAUUCCCGAGCUGGAACGAGCAGACUCAGUCGUACGUGCUGAACUUCCACGGACGUGUCACUCAGGCGUCUGUCAAGAACUUCCAGAUCAUCCACCCCGACAACGAGGAUUACAUCGUCAUGCAGUUCGGCCGAGUGGCGGAGGACGUCUUCUCCAUGGACUACAGUUUCCCCAUGUGUGCCCUGCAGGCCUUUGCCAUCACCCUCUCGUCCUUUGAUAGCAAACUGGCCUGUGAGUGACCCAUGCUGGUGUGCCUCAAGUGACAUUUACAGGUUGAAAAUGAAUUAUACCCAUAAUUUUCCACAGGGCCAUUUUUCAUGUUUUAUAUCCUGGUGGAUUGUAGCAACUUUGUAAACAAUAAAUAUGCGGAGGGGGGGGGACAAACAAACAAACAAAAAAACACCACAGACCUGAGCAGAGACUUGUUUUAUAGGUGCUGUAAUAUUUUACCACUGAUUUUAUACUGAGGUAGAAUCGAUCUAUGUUGAUUAAUUUAAGGGAUUUCUUUUCAAGGACUUGUGCAAUUAAAAUAUUGAGGAUAUCUGUGCAAACACUACACGUGAAAUAAUAAAUGAUGAUUAUAUGACA
Messenger RNA from Stegastes partitus (bicolor damselfish), 2041 nucleotides. Its product is annotated as tubby protein. The record is from RefSeq and is a predicted model, not a curated record. NCBI's taxonomy places the organism in Eukaryota, Metazoa, Chordata, Actinopteri, Pomacentridae. Gene Ontology annotation, biological process: protein localization to cilium. The coding region runs from base 1 to 1692 and encodes 563 amino acids. The transcript is spliced from 12 exons. Gene Ontology annotation, cellular component: cilium.